ACGAACGUGAGAGUAGUAUAACGUAUGUAUGUAAUAAGUUAUUUGAUUUGUAAGAAGACGUUAUUUAAACAAUUUCAAAUACUCAAACUAAAAAACGCGAGAAACAACAUGUUCUCCAUGUCAAAAUUACUGUUAAUAAUAUUAUUAAAUGAAACGUACGCGUAUAUCACGCAAGAUAUCGAAACAAUAUUACUUCCGGCAUUGAAUCCAACAAGCGCAAACGAAAUAUCAUUAACUUUGAAAGUUUUUGGAAUACAAAUUCAAUUAAACUUGCAUAAAAGUGACGAAACUGUAUCGUCCACAUUUGAAGUAUGGAAAUAUGAAGCAAAAAGCAUCACAGAAGAACUAUCGCAAUUAAACGCAUCGAAUCCUUGCUAUUAUCUUCACAAAGAUCGUAUCAGCACUGCGGUCAUAAACUUUCGUCAGGAACUUGAAUGGGAAGGAUUCGUUUCUCUGAAAGACGAUACAUUCAUAAUUAGACCUUUGCGAGAUGACCUUGCAUCUUCUUCCUUAAUCGACAACUUUUGCGUUAAAGAAGAAAUUAAUGUUUCAUUUGGCAAACCACAUCGUAUAAAAAGAUUAUUGCAAUCAUUUGCUAAUUCAAGUUUUUAUAAUUUGGAUAAUUUUAAACUGAAGCAACGUCAUGUACGAAAUACACAAGAAAAAUUAACUGUGGAACUGGCCGUUUUCAUCGACGAAGCCGCAUAUCGUACGUUUAUGCCUUUUCUGGAAGAAGAUAAAGAAAUGUUGCGCUUAAUAUUAGCGUACGUGAACAAUAUCCAAGCUCUGUACCAUCAUCCUAGUUUGGGUGUUUCUAUCGAUAUUUCGUUGGUAAAUUUGAAAAUUAUGAAAACACAACCGGUAAAUUUACCAGUUUUUGACGGUCACGCUAGCAAACUACUCGAUUCGUUCUGCAAGUACGCGAAAAGUAUCAACCCUCCGGACGACAACGAUCCGCAUCACUGGGACGUUGGUCUUUACCUAACCGGAUUAAAUAUUUAUUCGGUAGACAAUUAUACCGGGGGACUAGCCAGAAUCAAUGGUGUAUGCGAUCUAAUUAGGUCGUGCGCAAUAGUAGAAUUUGGUACUACAGAUACUAUAUCCUCAGGUUUUGCAUCGUCCCUCGUUGCAGCUCAUGAGAUUGGCCAUGUUUUAGGAAUGGUACACGAUAUCGAAUAUGCAAUUCCGUGUGAUACAUACAAAUACAUAAUGUCAAGUCACAAACUCCAUCAAGGCCAAGUAACAUGGUCCAAGUGUAGCCGUGAUACGGCUAAAAAACUCUGGAAUGAAAAAGAGUGUCUUCGAGAUCGUACGAGACAGGAAAAUCUCGCAUAUGACCAUUCAAUUUAUCACGAUUUACCCGGAAGAGAAUGGACUGCCAAAGCACAAUGCGAAAUAUAUUAUCGUAACAAAGAUGCGGACGCAGUCUCGUUGCUCGAUAUAUGUAAAACCUUACAAUGCGACACGCCUCAAAUUAAAGGAUACUACUUCACGGGACCGGCGAUAGAAGGAACUACUUGCGCACUCGGGAAGGAAUGUCGCGGCGGAAAAUGCGUCCCCGUUAUCGAACCACCGUACAUUUUCAAGUAUUGUGAAGAUGAUAAUUGGAGUGAAUGGAAAGAAGGCAUCUGUCAAAGUAGUUGCUUGAAAAAAUCCAAAGGCAUAAAAGUCAAACGACGAUCUUGCACACAUAGAAGUCACAAAAUGGCACGUUGCGAAGGACCAUAUUACGACAUGGUUCUGUGCGAUGAUUCGUUUUGCCCUGAAAAUCGCACGACAAUCUCCAAGUUAACUACCAAUAAAUGCAUUAAAUUCAGCCGAAUUAUGAAGCGUGCAGCAUAUAAUGUCGAACUGGAAGCGGGACCGGGAGUUCAGGUCCCUCAUAACGUCGCGAAACCGUGGAAGGCCUGUACUAUACAUUGCCGACGAAAGAAUUCAUCUGCUCUCUACGCACCACGCUUAGAAAUGCUCAACUUGAAUAUCGAUCCAUACUACACAGAUGGAACGUGGUGUCACCAUAAAGAUGGUCUGGAUUAUUACUGCCGCCAACAUUAUUGUCUGCCGGAAAGAUAUUCUUAAGAACAAUUGUCGACGUCUGUCAACAAAAAUCGAAAAAAGAGAAAAAUAUGAAACGAUCGAAAAUCAGUCUCGAAUAGUUGGUCCAUUUGUUUGAUACCGAAUAUUUGAUCGGACAAUCUGUCGUUAUGAAUACCUGUUUUAUAUAUCAUUGAUACCUUGCUUAACAUAUAAACAAAUAAACGAAGAAUUACGUCGACUUUUCAACAUACGAAAAGGAAUUCCGUCGAUUAGCAUUAGAAAAAACGUAAAAGAAAUAACAAAAAAUAAUAAGUAAUAAUUAACAUGUUUGCAAAACGGUCAAAUUAAUAGCUGAAUAAAGUGAGGGUAUUUUUAUUUCGUUUGAGAUAAUGUGUCGAGAGAAAGUGAACGAGAACGGUAACGUCACUCACUACGUUAUAUAUUUUAAUGGUCUGUCAAUAUUUUAUUAAUAUUUAUAC
Messenger RNA from Linepithema humile (Argentine ant), 2516 nucleotides. Its product is annotated as A disintegrin and metalloproteinase with thrombospondin motifs adt-2-like. Lineage: Eukaryota; Metazoa; Arthropoda; Insecta; Hymenoptera; Formicidae. The record is from RefSeq and is a predicted model, not a curated record. Gene Ontology annotation, cellular component: extracellular matrix. Gene Ontology annotation, biological process: extracellular matrix organization; proteolysis. Gene Ontology annotation, molecular function: metalloendopeptidase activity.